Solanum pennellii is the source of this 4474-nucleotide messenger RNA. RefSeq lists its product as uncharacterized. NCBI's taxonomy places the organism in Eukaryota, Viridiplantae, Streptophyta, Magnoliopsida, Solanales, Solanaceae. Bases 3294 to 4079 code for a protein of 261 amino acids. The transcript has 2 exons. The record is from RefSeq and is a predicted model, not a curated record.
UAGACAAUUGUUGUAGAUACAACUUUUAGUGCAAUACAAACCCUUCCUAUUCUCCUCUUCUUCUCUAAAAGGUUCUGCACUGUUCCAGCUCUAAAUCCAUGGAGUAAUCCAUGGUAGCUGAUGUUCAUAUGGUAUCAAAGCGUACGAUCGCUUGUUUACGCUUCCGCAAUCGUCUCUAUCUUUCAUCACUAUUCGAUUAAACAAUCCUCUGUUUUUUUUUUUUGUUUUUUUUCUGGAACUAAGCAUAAAUCUUCAUCAAUGGCUGAUACUCCAGCUUCAUCAAUGGUUGAUACUCCAGUGCCGCCUAUUGAUCACAAUGAUCCGUUAUUUCUCCAAUCUACAGAUACCCCCGAAAUUAUCCUGAUUUCUCUUCAAUUAACCGGCACUGAAAAUUACGCCUUAUGGCGCAGAUACAUGAAGAUAGAUUUAUUAGGAAAGAAUAAUCUCGGUUUUGUUGAUGGUAGUUGUGCGAAAUCCUCAUAUACUGGAGUAUUGUUGAAAUGCUGGGAAGGUGUAAUGCUAUUGUAUUAUCCUGGAUCAUGAAUGUAGUCUCGAAGGUGUUGCUAACUGGAAUUGCCUACGCCUCAUAUUCACAAAAGGUUUGGGAGAAUUUGAAGGAUAAGUUUGACAAGGAGAAUAGUGUUCGAACUUUUCAUCUUCAUAAGGAGAUCGCCUUUCUUACUCAAGGUACUACUGCUGUAUACACUUAUUUCUCCAAACUGAGUGAUCUGUGGGAUGAAUUUGAUGCCUUAAUUCCUCCUCCUACCUGCAAUUGUGCAACCUGAAGAAUAUUUACUGAGCACAUUCAGAAACACAGGAUUUUUCAAUUCCUCAUAGGAUUGAAUGAUUCCUAUUCUCGAGCCAAAAGUCAGGUGUUGAUGAUGCAACCUUUGCCGUCCUUGAAUCAGAUUUAUGCUCUUAUUAUACAAGAAGAAAGUCAGAGAUCUCUUACCUCUGUAAUGCCAGAUUUAGAGAUAGCUGAUUCCACAGCCUUAAUGACAAACAAACCAGCACCUACCUACAGAUCUAAGAAGGCAGAUCUAUACUGUGAUUAUUGCAAAAAGUUUGGCCAUACUAGAGCAGUUUGUAGGAGAUUGCUUGGUCAAUUCAACGCCAGGAAUAAGUACAAUAGAAACUCUCCGUAGGACAAAGGAGAAUUUCAACCUGACAGAUCUUUCCAUGUCAACAGAUCUAAGGUGAAACAUAACUCCUAUCCAAAGGCUGUUGUGAAUUGUGUAGCUGAGGAUUCUCCACCACAAACUACCACUCCUGAGAUUGUUCAACCUAUUUUCUCACCUGAACAAUACUACUAGAUUCAACAGAUGAUUCUCAGAGGGUAGGAUGUCACAGUUAAUGUGGCCACAGCCACCCUAGCAAGUCCCAACUCUACCGACUCAAACUCAGGACCUUUGCAGUGGCAAGGUAUUGGGGACUGGUAGAGAAUCAGGUGGCCUUUAUUUGUUUGGUGAUGUUGCUAAGUCACUACACUCCUUUCCUUCAGUUUGUCCUAAAGCUCAAACUGUUGGCUAAGACUCUGCUACUCUCAGUAUUUGGCAUAGAAGACUUGGACACAUGCCUUUUGUAACCUUACAAAAGAUGGACAAGUUUUUACAUAGUAAUCUAGAGAACUCUUGUGGUUUAUGUCCUGUAUGUCCUUUAGCUCGACAAACCAAGUUACCAUUUCCUCUUAGUAAUACUCAUUCUAAAGCUGUGUUUGAUUUGAUACAUGUUGAUGUAUGGGGGCCAUAUAGAAUGCCAACUACUGUUGGAAAAAGGUUCUUUCUAACAAUUGUGGAUGAUUUCUCCAGACUUACUUGGUUGUUUUUGAUGAACACUAAGGAUGAAACUUUUUUGAUGCUAAAUUUUUUUUUUCCAUGAUUCACACUCAGUACAACUCUAACAUCAAAGUUCUUCGAACUGAUAAUGGUUCAGAUCUUAACUCCUCUAUGCAUAAUUUCCUUAUUGCACAAGGGACUGUUCACCAAACUACAUGUGUUUAUACUCCACAACAUAAUGGGGGGUGGAGAGACGACAUAGAUACAUUCUUGAAGUAGCUAGGGCCCUCAGGUUCGAGGCUGCCAUACCUCUAUGUUUUUGGGGUGACUGUGUGCUUACAGUGGUGCAUAUCAUCAACGGACUUCCUUCCUCUGUGCUAAGGAAUAAAUAUCCUUUUGAGAUGUUUUAUCACACUUCCCCACCUCUUGAUCAUCUCAGGGUUUUUUGAUGUUUAGCAUAUUCAGUAAAUGUCCAGAAAAGGGAUAAGUUUGCUGCCAGAGCACUUCCUACUGUCUUUAUGGGUUAUUCAGCCACUAAGAAGGGUUAUAAACUAUAUAAUUUGCAUUCUAAAAGGUUCUUUUUUAGCAGGGAUGUUGUUUUUCAUGAAUCUGUUUAUCCUUUAAAAUAGAUGAUUCCUAGUAAUGAUCCUAUAUUUCCUGUCAUGGAUUUUGCUGAUGAUGUUCCAAUAGACCUUAUGGCCUCUACACAUGUUAUUCCUCCUCCUACUGCACCAGUACAUGCAAACCAUCCAGUGUUUGAUGUGUCUGAGGCUCCACUAAGAAGAUUACACAGACCUAAGCCUACACCCAAUGGUUUAAUGAAUAUGUAGUCAACUCUUGUAUCUAUCCUAUGCCUGAUUACCUGAGCUAUGCUCUAAUUUCUCCUGAGUAUGACACCUGCCUAGCUGCUCACAACUCUGAAAUUGAACCUAAGACCUAUAAUGAGGCUGUUCAAGAUGACAGAUGGGUUCUUGCCAUGAAACAAGAGAUUGUUGCUCUUGAAGAAAAUGGUACUUGGGACAUUGUUGAUCUUUCUCCAGGAAAGAAUGUUGUGGGUUGCAAAUGGGUGUUUAAAAUAAAAUAUAAAGUUGAUGGUACGAUUGAAAGGUUCAAGGCAAGGCUAGUUGCCAAGGGAUUUAGCCAAAAGGAGGGUCUUGAUUACCAAGAAAUCUUCUCCCCAGUUGCUAAGUUGGUGACUGUCAAGUCUGUCCUAGCUAUUGCUGCCUCUAAAAAUUGGCAUAUCUAUCAAAUGGAUGUGUACAAUGCCUUCCUUCAGGGUGAUUUGGUUGAGGAGGUUUAUAUGAAAAUACCUUAAGGUUUUUUUAAAGGUUCUCAUCACAAGGUUUGCAAGCAAAAAAGUCUUGGUAUGGAUUGAAACAGGCUUCCAGGCAAUGGAACCUGAAGCUCACUUCAGCUUUACAGGAUUUGGGGUUUGUUCAGAGUCAUUUUGACUACUCUUUGUUCACUCUUACUGUUGGUUCUGAUGUUGUUGUUAUCUUGGUUUAUGUGGAUGAUCUGAUGCUUACUGGUUCCAACCAUACACUCAUUCAAUCUACCAAAUACAACCUUCAGCAGAAGUUUAAGAUGAAGGAUCUUAGUGUCUUGAGAUUUUUUCUUGGCCUUGAAUUUUCCAUGAAUGCAUCUGGAAUUUUGUUGAAUCAGAGGAAAUAUGCCCUUGAAUUAAAUGCAGAUUCAGGUCAAGGGGGAGCUAAACCUGCUUCAACUCCACUUGACUUCAAUCAAAGACAUACUUCCUAUGAGUUUGAUGUAGCCACAGGAAGCACAACUAAUUAUAAGUUACUGAUUGAUCCUGAUAGGUACCAAAGACUAGUGGGAAGGCUGCUAUAUCUCGUUAUGACCAGACCUGACAUUGCUUACACAGUGCAGGUUUUGAGUCAAUUCAUGCAUAAACCAAAAGAGUCUCACAUGCUUGCUGCUAUCAGGGUGAUUAGAUAUAUCAAGAAUGCUCCAGGCCUUAGCUUGUUUAUGUCUUCUACUACAUCUCAUCAAUUAUUUGCCUAUUGUGAUUCAGACUGGGUGCUUGUUUCCCAAUCUAGAAAAUCAGUCACAGGUUAUAUGAUUAAGGUUGGAUCUUCCUUGAUUUCAUGGAAGUCGAAGAAGCAAGAAACAAUCUCACGGAGCUCAGCUGAAGCUGAAUUUAGGAGCAUGGCAUCCACAGUGGCAGAACUCUCUUGGUUGACAGGUCUGUUCAAGGAACUGGGAGUUUCAAUUGUACAACCUAUUGAUUUGCAUUGUGAUAGCAAGGUUGCUAUACAAAUAGCUGCAAAUCCAAUUUUUCAUUAACGAACUAAGCACAUUGAUAUUGAUUGUCAUUUUGUGAGAGAAAAACUACAACAAGGACUAAUCAAGACUCAUCACAUAGGAACAAGAGAGCAGCCAGCUGAUUUAUUUACCAAAGGGCUGGGAAAGGCUCGACAUGGUCAUUUACUUGUCAAGCUUGGUCUGAAGAAUGACUCUUGCCAUCCAGCUUGAGGGGGAGUAUUGAGAUUAGUGAUAUCGCAGUUAGUUAGGAGGUUAUAACAAACUCAUAAUUAGAUAGUGUUAGCUAGUCAUGAUAGUAAGUAGAGCAGUAAUUAGUUGGUUAUAAAUCAUUGUAUAAAUAGACUUGUAGACAAUUGUUGUAGAUACAACUUUCAGUGCAAUACAAAGCCUUCCUAUUCUCCUCUUCUUCUCUUAAA